GGCUGUUCUCAGGCAAACGAACCAAGUUUGUUCCAACGUUGUUUCGAGGAUAGGAUUGUGUAUAGCGCCGUCGCGACGGCCAUGCGCUCGUUAGCUCGUGGGUUUUGAGGCGGCAUCGCAGUGUUGCCGUUUUGUGAGCCCGCGAGUGGUCGUCGGCCAUGAUGAUCGUAGCUGUCUACGAAACCAGUCAGUUUCAAAGUCGGCUACGCGGCGCACGUUUCACCGGGAGGCCCCAGCGCUAUGCACGAGCGUGUCAUAUGACACGCGUUAGAUAGAGUUAUAAGGCUACACUACCGUUGUUAUCUAAAACUAUUUGGAAACAAAAGCAUAAAACAAAAGAAGUAGAAAAGGAAAAUAAAAAGCAGACACACCCACGACUUCAUACAUAUAUAACCCGCGAAAUUUUCGAUCGCCUAUGGUAUAUGUGAUAACAAGUUUCACAAGUUAUUAAUAUGUUACCGGAAGUAAUCGCCGGUUGUGCAAACGUCACUGCAAAUCAACUGGAGUGGUUAAUAUUCAAAUUAUAAUCGAUAAUACGUAGAACGUACCGCACCUCGCGAAGGAUAUCGUCGGAUGAAAUCGUAGAGGAGAAAUUUGACUCUUUUAUCAAUACUGGCUGUGCGCUCACGCAAAAGUCUUAUCGUCACGGUCGAGAUCAUCCCCGCGGAACAAACACGAGACACCGCUAUCAUCGUUCGAGGAGGGAUACCGUUGGGAUCAUAAGAAAUAAAAGCUAAAAUACGAAAUAAAGCGAAAUGUAGCUGAAGAUAGAAAGUGGCGAGCUGUCAGUAACCGUUGCCAAUAGGUCAUGGGAGACGCGUGUUGUAUCGGACACCAUCACGUUGCAGGUAUAAGGAGAAGAGAUGAGGGUGCAGCGGGGGGUUUGGGGUUGGUUGAUUACAACCACGACGGUGGUCAUCACUGCGAUAUUUUUUGCCGGCGACGCGGUAGCUGUGGCAGCAACGUCAUCGAGAUCGGGAGUACGAGAAGAAUGUGCUCAAAGUUGCAUAUGCGAUACGGAAGGUGUCCCAGCGCUGUACUGCGAAGAGAGAAGUUUCCUUGGUCUGGGAUUUCCACAAGAUGUGGAAAUAGUUUCUCUGCAAGGUGUGAGAGCGUCGACGAUUUCAGUCGCGGCUCUUUCACAAGCGAUAAAUCUACGUCGUUUAACGUGGAGGCGAAGUGGCAUAGAAAACUUAGAGGCGGAAGUAUUCAGGAGCACCCAGCUUCUGGAACUUUUAGACCUAGGUGACAAUCAGCUGACCGCGUUGUCAGCCGAUAUAUUCUCUCCCCUGCGUAAUUUGAGGUUCCUAAAUCUAACGCACAAUAGACUCGGAAAUAUUCACAGGAAUAGUUUUCAAGGACUAGAAUCACUGCAGGAGCUUUACUUAUCCGGUAAUCAACUCAGCAUUAUACCAUACCAAGUGUUUUCACCGGCGAAAGUUCUUAGGGUACUCGAUAUAACCGGCAAUUUUCUAGUCUCUUUACCCGAUCAUAGUUUUAUGCAAAAUAAGGCACUGCGCGAGCUUGUGUUGUCCGGUAAUCGUCUGACAAAGCUUCCCUCUCAAGUUUUUUCCGAUCUAAGACAGCUGAGAUCAUUAUCGCUGAACAACAAUGAGAUCCAUAGUUUACCAAGGGGUAUAUUCGCGCAUUUGAAUCAACUCGAAAAACUCGAUUUGGCCGAUAACCCGAUAACGAAUCUCUCCAACGUCGCUUUUCAAGGACUGGAAAACUUGCGUUGGUUGAGUCUCUCACGUACGGAAAUAUCAGCGAUAACAACGAACCUAUGGAGAACCGUGUCUCACCUUGAAACACUCAGGUUAUCGGGAACAAAUGUAAAAACGAUUCGCGAGGGUGAUUUAGCCGGUUUGUCGAACCUUGAAAAACUCGUGAUCAGCGAGAGCCCUCUGAGAGAACUUACAUCGGAAGCUCUCCAGGAUACGCCGAAUUUGAAAAAGAUCGAUAUGCGUAAUAAUAAUCUGGCCUUUUUGCCGGCAGCUCUCGCAUCCCUUCCUCUCGAGGAACUUCAGCUGGCCGACAACCCUUGGGCUUGCGAUUGUCGGAUGUUUUGGUUCAUAAAAUGGGCCGAAACACAAGCCCAUAAAAAUGCUUUCGAAACCGGUCUCGAUUGCGGCGCUGAAAGCGUCGACGUGCUAUUUACGCUUCGUUACUUAAAUUGCACACCACCCUCCCCAGUGUUUGCUACCGCACCCGCGGAAUACGUUCUCCUAAGUUCGGUUCUCCUGGAGUGCGAAUUCGAAGGGAAUCCGGCCCCGUCCAUUACCUGGGUGACCCCCAGUCUGCAAGUGCUCCAUUGGAAUCCGGACUCUUCGUUUCCCGACAUAUUCGUCAAACACCCGGCGUCUCACAAAGCCGACGUUCAAACCACGGACAACCGACUCAGGGUCCUGGCGAACGGCUCGUUAUACAUUAGUACAUUGCUACGCGAAGAUGUUGGCACCUACAAGUGUUUCGCCACAAAUCCGCUGGCCAAUUAUACGAUGCACGUUACGCUUCUCAUGGACUGCAUCACGUACUAUAAUACCAAAAUAUUGAGCAUAGCUGUCGGUGCCGCAUGUGCAACUGGAUUUCUGCUCAUCACUCUAUUCGUACAGUUCCUCCGAUACAUUUUCAACAGAUGCGGCUGCGAGCGUUGGUGCUGUUGCUGCAAGCGAGUAGGUGUUACGCCUCGCGCUAAACAGAUACAUCAGAUGCUCGACAACAUUGAACAAUACAAGAGUCAACAGCUGGAAAGACUAAGGGAGAAUUACACGCAGCAAGUUCACAGAAUAAAGGACAAUUGUGCCGAGCAGGUCGAAUGGAUCCGCGACAGCUACGAGGGGCAGAUGCGUCACAUCAGAGAUAUUCGCGACUACGGGACAAGCCACUUGACCGCACUUCGUGGACAAUAUUACGAUCAGGUGAAACGUGUCCGCGAUUAUUCAACUGGUCAGCUUAACUGGGUACGAGAAAACUACGUGUUUCAGCGUAAUAAGAUACGAAAGUUCAGUGCCCACCAGGUUUUGCGUUUCCGUGAGAGUUACAAGUAUCAGCAACAGACGUUGAACAAGGUACUGGAGAACCUACCAAAUCUGUACUUGGACAAUUGUCGUAGCGGAUCAUGUGGGAAAAGUGAUUCGAUAGUUUUUGAUCCGAAUGACAUAACCGGAAUGGAUACGUACUUCAAAGCUAAAAUCAACAAACUCGUUGAGGCCGCGAGUCUUGAUGACUUGAACAGCGUCUAUUACACCCCAACUGAUAUUUCGACCUCGACUAGUCCCCACGCAUUAGCGCUGCCCGAUGGUGUUCACAUUAAUUACAUCGAAAACGGACCUCCACCUCCGUUGUAUCCGCCUCUAGGUAUUUCAACGUUCUCGAGUCCAGUUUUCCAAAGAAGACAUUCAACUGCCAACAGUGACGCGCCUGUAUUUCGCGGCGUUAGUUCAGAGGAGAUGGCUGGGGAAUCUCGAGAUACGGUCGAAGGACUUAGGCUGUUAUCGAACGGAAUGAGCCUACCCGAUUUACCGCGAGAAACUCGUCUAUAGGGUGAUCAUCCGGGACGACUAAAGCGAAACGAGGAACAAAGUGAUGGUAGAGCAAGAAUCGCUCUGAAGUUCCUUAGCCGAUUAAUAUUCGGCACCGAGGUUGUCUCCGGAUGGACUGUUAGUACGCGAGAAAAAAGUAGUGGUGAUGACUAUGAUAAAAUUGACUAAAAAAAUGUUCUUUUUUUUUUCUCCAUUCGUCCUAUAUUGUUGAAAACUGAUAUAUGUAUAGACAUUAAAUAAUGGGUUGAAAUUUACAUCGAUGUGUGAUGCGUUAAAAGAUGAUUUUUUUUUUUUUUUUAAUCAUAAGAUCAUGAAUUUUUUGUUUUUUAAUACUUAAAUACCAAUAUAAAUUGAUAAAAGCUCCGCUAAAGUUAUUCGCGUAUCCUUAUUAUAAUUGUAUAAUUUUUUUUUUUUUUCGUUCUACCCAAAGUUUGAAGAGACACAAAAAAAGAAUAUAUGACGAUAACAACAUAAACUAAUUGUAAGUGUGAGAAUAAAGAAUCGUGCAGCGCGCGUUAAAAGUGUGUAAAAUAUAACGAGAGAAUCUAUACAGAAGAAAAGAAUGGAAACGUGUAACAAGGCUUAAGAAAAAAAUAUAGAUUAAACUAAUAGAAAAGUAUAAACCGAAGAAGAGAGAGGAGAGACUGGCUUAACAAGUGAGAGAAAAUAAAAAUAAUGAAAUUGUAGAUAAAUUCAGUGCCGCUGUAUAUGAACGUUGAGUGGAGUGCCAAGGAACGAUUAUUUAUUAUCACAGACUAAAAACAAACAAAUUAAAACAUGUAAUAAGAAAAAAACAGAAACAAGAUGAAAAAAAAAAUGGAUAAAAGAAAGAAAAAAAUACAUGCAAUCGGUAUUCAAUUUAAUUUGUUGAAUAACUUAUCUCCUCAAUGAACUCUGACGAUCAUUCUUAGAUCAUGAUAUUUAUAAAUCUCAAGUGCAAAUAAUAUCGAAUUUCUUCCAACUCGGUGAUUGAUUCAUGAUCCGUAAAUCGUAAAGGUAUGCUAACGAAUAAAUGAGUCAGUUUCAAAAUCGAAAUCCGUUAUAAAUCCGAUUCUUAGUCGCUUUUCGGUUUUCUUCCAACAUCUUUAUCUCUUUCUUUAUCGUCAUUGAGGGUUUAUAAAUUUCAAGAUCUAGGCGCCAGACAUUGAAAAAUAAAAAACAAAAAAGCAGUCAGAUACCUCUUCGACUCGAGAACUGACCGCCUCAGUAUUAUUGUUGAUGACUUAAAUUCUCCGUUAUAAUAUAUUAUAUAAUAUUAUAAAAUGAAGAAGAUAAGAAGAGAAGAAAAAAAAAAGGAACUUUCUUACACGAUAUAUUUGUACAUCUAACAUGAAUUUCGUAUAAACAUAUGUAAGGUUCAAGUUUCCUAUACACUCACAUAACUGUAUGGUAUAUCUAUUAUCGAUUCUAUUGUGUAUCAUGUACUACAUGGGAGGCAGCAAAUGGAUAAACAUUCACCGUAUAUAACGAGCGUCAUUUGCCAAUACGAAUAUACCUUCUGGUUUUCUUCUGUUAUUCCUACAUAUUGAUAUAACGUGUUUUCUGUUGUUUUCGAGUCUCACGACGGUCCAUAUCAGAAUAUUCUUUGGUUGUAUGUAUAUACGUUAUGUAUGUAUAAAUCUACAUAAUAUUUCAUUCUCGUUGAUUACUUCUGUAAUAUAUUCAGCAUGAAAAAAAGUUUCUUUUUCUUUCUGUUCACGUAUAAAUAUAAUAAUAUUAAGCUUUAGAAAAUUAAUAAGAGUUAACAAAGAAAGAAAAGAAAAAAGAAAGAAAACUAGUUCGUGAUUAUUACGAGCUAACGACGUCGUAAUUAUUAAAAAUUAUACGAAUUUAAUUAAAUAGAACAUCCAUUAUAAUCUCUAAAACAUACCGCAGGCUUUCAAGAUUGAGAAAAUUAAGAGAAGAAAAAAUAUUAAAAACGAAAAGAACCAUGUACAUAAGUGCACAUCCUUUCCCUUUGUCAUUGAAUAACACUAAUUCCUCCGUUUGAUAAUUUGUUGAAUGCCCCCCAGAUAUUGUGUUAAAUUACAUACUUUUACACAUGUAGAUUCAACAUGUUUUAUUUCUAUUGCGAUUACGUGGGUAAUUCGUGAACAUAUGUUUUUUCAAUGAAAUAAAGUUGAAUAAAAAAAAAGACAAAAAAAAUAUACAUACUCUUACCGCAGCCCGAAAUAAUUUUCAUUAGUAAUUGCAUCACGAUGCAAAAGCCAGCUAGUUCAUGAGAAAAUCAGAAAAGAUAAAGAAAAUAAUACUAAUAAUAACAAUAAAAUAAAAUGAUACGGCAAAAGUACCUAAUAAUCAUCACGUUAUUUAUGAAUAUUCCGUUCGAAACCAUAAUGGCAUAAAUGGCUGAAUAAAUAAAAUGAACAAAAUUUGAAAAUAAUCACAGUAGCAAGUAAUUAUCUAUCUGUUAUAACGCCCUUAUCAAUUGAUAUAAUACACCUGCGUUACAUGAUAAACUUUGUCACCGUCAACAAAAGAUCGCGAACUCUUGCAUAUACAUUAUAUACACGAUGUCUACAUAUAAUAUACAUUUACUAUCAAAAUGCGUAUCAACGUUACAUUAAAGAGAAAUAUCAUCUGUCGUAAUUAUUUACACACCCGGUAGCUUUUUACAGCCAAGAUUUUAUCUAAUUCCAAUUUUCAAAUAAGAGAAAAAGAAAAGAAAAAAUCAAAUAACUUUCGAAAUGUCGAGAGGAAAGAAAAAUCUACCAACACCUCAAUAUAAUAGGUGAUGAAAGAAAUAAUUAAUUUUUUAGAUAUACGAUAACAAUUAAUGUAUUACAAUUAUUGUGUUUCGUUUAUUUAUGUUCAUAUUAUAUGUAUAUAAAAGAAUAGUUUUCUAGAUAAUCAAUUCUACAAUUAAUUUCCAAUUGUCUUCGUACCUGCGCGUACUAGUAACAUACAUAUAGUUAAUAAGCGAGUUUGUUGCUAUUUUUUUGCAUCUUUUUUUCCGCGCGGCGAUCCUGAAGAGGCAUCAAAAGCCGUUCCGCGAUAAUAGAUUACUCAAAUAUAAUAUGAUGUAUUAAAAUAUAUAUGGUAUAUAGUGAUCAGAUUUAGUGUAUAGUUAUGAAAAUUGUCAAAUAGUGUCAAAGAAAAAAAAACAACAAAAAAAAAAAACGAUAGUUAGCGACCAUAUAAGAUGAAUGAAUCCUAUAAAACUUGUGAAAUAAACUGCUGUGUCUUUUCUCAA
Molecule: messenger RNA, 6735 nt
Organism: Athalia rosae (coleseed sawfly)
Lineage: Eukaryota; Metazoa; Arthropoda; Insecta; Hymenoptera; Athaliidae
Product: immunoglobulin domain and leucine-rich repeat-containing protein 2-like
Exons: 3
Coding region: 864-3542 (892 amino acids)
Cellular component (GO): plasma membrane
Molecular function (GO): protein binding
Source: RefSeq, a predicted model, not a curated record